CUUCGCCGUCUGUUUGUGUUCAUUCGGGAAAAAUAUCAACACCAUCACUGUUUUGAUUCAAUCAAACGGUUGCACUUGGACGCGUCGGUUUGGUCCGGAUUUUUAUUCUUCGGAAAACGAAAGGAUUCUGCAGUGUUCUGAUUUAACUUGCUUUUAAUAAACGGAAGUGAUAAUUUCCUAUAUUCGCCGAUAAAUAUGGAAUUCGAAACUAACCGGAAGCGGUUGGAAUUUUUGCGCGAAAACUUUAAGCGUUUGUGUCGGUUUUGUGGUGCAGAAACGAAUAAUCUUACGCGGAUAUUCGGCGAUAUCAGUGAAGAAGUGGCGGACCAUAAUCUUACAUCCGGUGCUGGUGCCGGGUGGGUUUACAACAGCGAACGGAACAUCGGCCAAUUGCUCGAGAAACAAUAUGUUCCGUUCACACCAUCGGACGAGUUGAACCUUCCAAACUACAUUUGCGAAAAAUGUGUCGACAGUUUGGUACGAUGGCAUCGGUUUCGCGAAACAUUUUAUUGUGUCACAAAGCUCCUGCUCGAAAUAGUAACAACAGACCCCAAACACGAUCAGUUGUCAAACACUCGCUCAAGAUCAAACUCUAUCGGUGAGGAAGAUACAAACGAUAGUGCUGAUCAGAACGGUGACUGUGAUUUUCACGAGGUUGAAGCUUUGAGUGAAAAUUCUGCUGCGGGUGACUUCGAUAUAAAGUACAUGCCCGAUAUACCCGAAAACGCAACGUUUGACGAUGUAACGAUCAUCGAGACCCUCGAAGAAGAAACUCUUUUGGAAGCUAAACAUUCAAUCGACAUUGAGGAAGAGCCUGAAGAAAUUCUAAUAACAAGAACUAGAUCGCUAAGGAAACCGAAAGCCGAUCGUGUUGGAAGGAAAACAAGGGUAAAAAAUAUUGUCCAAGAUACCAACACUGGGAAGCAAUGUCCAGAGUGUGGUGUUAUAGUGCGGUACAAGAUGAAACACCACAUGCUUAGGCAUGCUGAUCCCGAGGGACGGCCUUUCAAGUGCGAGCAGUGUGACAAAAGCUACUCGGUAAAACGGAAUCUUAUUGAACAUAUCUCGCACAAACAUGAGAACAUAAGCUACGGUUGUCUAAUUUGCGGGAAAACUUUUGUGAGUAGGGAUGUUCUUAGGACCCACACGAAGCUUCAUUUGAACCAGGAAUUUCGUUGUGAAUUGUGUGAUCAGGUGUUUCAGCAAUCGAUUUACCUGAAAAAGCACAUGGUUAUGCAUGAAGAGAAACGUUUCGCGUGUGAUGUGUGCAACAAAAACUUCCGUUUCAAGCAGCUGCUCAAACAGCAUAUGCGGAUCCACACCGGAGAAAAACCGUACCAAUGUCCUCACUGUGAGAAACAGUUUCGAACCAGGGCUCAUCUUAAUCAGCACCAGAGAACCCACACCCAGGAAAAGGCGUUCAAAUGUAGCGUCUGUCCGAUGGCGUACGCCAACAAAAAAUCUCGUGACCGACAUCAGCUGGAACACGAUUGAAGAAGAUCGGUGAGUAAAUUUUUGUUUUUCCUAAAUAAAAUUUAUUCGAGAGAA
Molecule: messenger RNA, 1548 nt
Organism: Uranotaenia lowii
Lineage: Eukaryota; Metazoa; Arthropoda; Insecta; Diptera; Culicidae
Product: zinc finger protein 776-like
Exons: 2
Coding region: 196-1494 (432 amino acids)
Biological process (GO): regulation of transcription by RNA polymerase II
Cellular component (GO): nucleus
Molecular function (GO): DNA-binding transcription factor activity; zinc ion binding; RNA polymerase II cis-regulatory region sequence-specific DNA binding
Source: RefSeq, a predicted model, not a curated record